AUGAACAAGACGAAAGGCGUGAUCCAGGCUGGCAAUCUCCACCGCAAGCGCACAGGACUAUUUGCUAAACUCACGUGCAGCAAGGACCUCGUGUACGUCGAGGCGAAUGAAGAGCUCAAGAACGUGACAGUGUUCGAGUCGGAGACCAACAAGGCCACGCCCCUUGCGACCGUCGACUUGUCGUUAAAUGCCACGGUCGAGUUUGACUCGUCGAUGACGCACGGUAUCAAACUGGCCAAUGAGAAGAGCACCGAGAUCCUUGCAGCCGAAACCAAGGAGAAGCAGGAGGAGUGGCUUCACUCGUUCAUCAAUGCUGGUGCGCACUAUCGUGAAGCAUUUAACAAGGAGGACACCGCCAAGAUCAAGUCGUUCUACGAGCUAAAGGACGUUGACAUGGACGGCAAUGAAGUGCCCAUGUCCAAGUACAAGGGCAAAGUGGUGCUGGCCGUGAACGUGUCGAGCAAGUGUGGUCUGACGCCCAAGAACUACCCGGAGCUGCAACAGCUGUACGAGAAGUACCAGACCGAGGGGCUAGAGGUACUGGCGUUCCCAUGCAACCAGUUUGCUGGCCAGGAGCCAGGCACACACAAGGAGAUUAUGGACUUUGUGAAGCAGUACAACGUGACGUUCCCAUUUUUCAAGAAAGACGAUGUCAACGGCGCAACGGCUCGUCCAGUGUUCAGUUAUCUGAAAACAAAGCUGCCGGGUACAUUCGGCGACUUUGUCAAGUGGAACUUCACCAAGUUCCUAGUGGACCGCGACGGCCAACCCUACAAGCGUUUUGCUCCGAAGGAACGUCCGUUGUCGAUGGAGGAGGAUAUCAAAACACUGCUGGCGCAAAAGGCUUCGGAAGAGUGA
This is a messenger RNA of Peronospora matthiolae, 858 nucleotides long. The record is from the annotation of a GenBank genome assembly. Lineage: Eukaryota; Oomycota; Peronosporomycetes; Peronosporales; Peronosporaceae.